Molecule: messenger RNA, 1534 nt
Organism: Oryzias melastigma (Indian medaka)
Lineage: Eukaryota; Metazoa; Chordata; Actinopteri; Beloniformes; Adrianichthyidae
Source: RefSeq, a predicted model, not a curated record
UACGUGAAGUGGACUCAUGAUGGAAACAUCGCUGCAGACUGGCUGGGAUAUAAAACCACCUGCUUCCAACAGUUUGAAGGUCGCUGUCAUAUAAACACAGAAAAUGGAAAUCUGACCCUCAACAACCUGACUGUGAGGGACAGCGGCACAUAUAGAGUGAAGAUCGACGGCGUGGUCACAGAUGUCACCAAAUUGAAAGUCAUUUCUUCAGUCCUCAAACCCAGAAUCUCAUCAGAGUGUAACUCUAUUAACUGCACUCUGACCUGUGAGGAGGACAUCACUGAGGACAUGGAACCUGUUUGGUUCUUCUGGACUAUUGAUGGUGUCCAAAGACCUGGAACCAAAGAGCUGAUCAUCACUGAGGAGACUGGGAGAGAUUUCAGCUGUACUCUGAAGAACAAUGUCAGCUCUGAGGACAGCUCAGACAUGAAGAACCCUUUAGAGACAGGGAGUCCAACACUCAUCAUCAUCAUCUCCAUCACUGCUGCUGUUCUUCUCGUCCUCCUGGUUGCUUAUUGUUCCAAACACAGAGAAAGUGCAGAACUCCCUCCAAAGGAGAAAUCUCUGACAGAGAGAAAUCAGAACGGUUUACUCAAGGAGUCCAGAGGAAAAUGGUGGACAUAAAAAAAAAAAAUCAAAGUUUUCAAAUGGAGCCCUGUGGAACCCCAAACAACCAAAGGGCAGUUGAAGAGAAGAAUCCAGAAAUGCUGACAUUGUACUGUUAGCCGGAUAAGACGAGUCAUUUGAGUGUGGUACUCACUCAGUGCCAUCAGCCUGUAAUGUAACAUUCAAACUGGUCAUGUGACUCACCUCCGUCAGGAUAGUAGCGCAUCUACAGUCGGAAAACACUUUGUGUGAAAUCUCAAAACAAAUCUGGUGAAUCUCGCUCCAGGCUUUUUCUAUCCCAGCUCUAUUCUGAAAUAUGAAAGUUCUCAAUUUCUCUUGCAUGAUUCAUUUUUAAACGGUUGGUAUUUCUGUGAAUUAGAAAGGACGUCAUCUGGACAUCAAAGUGAAGUCCCUGAAAAAGUUCAACUGGUUAAACUUUUAACGUGUUUUAAGCUGCUUCACAUUUUGAACAUAGAGUUUGAAAAUGAUUGUAGAAAGAGUUUUGAACGCGGAAGCCAGAAAUGCUCAUUUACAUGACUUUUUAUUCAUUGAAAGUCUUGGCUUGUGUGCGCGUUGCUGAGGCUGGUGUUAACAAAGAUUUACUGAGCAAUCCUCAUUUAUUUAUGUCUGUUUUAAGGUUGUGCAUGUGCCUCAGAAGGAGAAAACUUACAUGUAGGAGAUAUUUUUCUGCAGUUUUAAAAUGAAAUGGUCAAAAUUGUGUUUGACAUGAAGGACUCUAAAUGUUUACAUCCUUCAUCAUUUACCUAUUCAGUACAGACCUGUAAGAGAUGCAAAGUUCACUGGUACGCAGUCUAUUUAUGGGGCGGCCGUGGUGCAGCGGUAGGGCGGUUGACUCCUAAUCGGAAGAUUGCGGGUUUGAUUCCCGCCUUGCCCGCCAAUGUGUCGAAGUGUCCUUGGGCAAGACACU